AUGCGGAUUAACGUCUCCGGCGCGCGACCGGAGCAUACAAUCAAUGGUUUAGAGGUCAACCUGGACGACGGCGUCGAUGGGCUGCGACGCAUUAUUGCGGAGCGGUUCCACGCUGCGCCUGAGCAGUUGCGGCUCAUUCACAUGGGACGCCUAAUUGAUGGGUCUGCCCCGCUGAGCUCGUUCCUGAGUGAGGGCGCCACGGUCCACGUGGUGGUCUCCCAGCCCGCACCUCCUCCCGGAGCUCGGCCUCCAGACAACAGCGGCGGCAACAACAGCAACGACAACAAUAUGCCCCGUCCUGGAGGUUUUCCCCUCCGUGAGUUUUUUGGCUCGCUUGCAAACAUCAUCUCCGGGGUUGAAGAUGCUGCAGGCGGAGCUUUGCCAAACCAUGCGCCCGGCCUUGAGCCGUUUGCCCGGGUCAUGUUGUUGCCGACGGGGGGAAUGGAGAUAGGCAGGGAAAGGGGUGGAAACUUUGCACCACAUCAAACGCAGCAGCAACAAAAUCAAACGCAGGAGCAACAAAAUCAAACUCAAGAAGAACAAAAUCAGCCACAGCAAGAGCCAUCUCAACAAACAUUUCAUCGCUUUGUUUUUUCGACCAACGGAAUGGUGCCAGAGGCGCCGCCACCCACCACGUUGCACAUUCACGUGCACGUGUCCCUCGAUGAGCUCGAACAACUUCCCGAGCACCUCGAGCGAUUCCGCGGGCGUAUGCGAUCCCCCGGGUGGAACGUCUACACGCAGGUUGGGCGGGGGCCUCUCCCGCAAGCCGCCCCACCUUCUGCGCAGCCAAACGCGACAGCUGCAACAGCCGAAGCGGGCAACGGCAGAGGCGGCGACAACAACGCCACUGAAGCCAGCGGUGGGGAAGGCGCCGCUGAUGACGCGGCGCGCAGCACCGGAGGAUUUGCAGGCAGUUCCCGCCCUGGACCAAAUGGGGGCGAAGACGCGGCACCCCGAGGACUGGUAGAGCUAUUCAUUGCAUGUUUCAGGGGCGAGCCACCCGAAGCCAUCCUUCGGCUUCUCUUUCAAGAGCAGCCUGCUAUCGCGGCAGCCCGCCAGCGCAUAACAGAGACAGUUGAAGCUUGGCAAAGGGAGCUGCAGGCGGGUUCGCCGCUUACACCGGAGGAGGUUCGGCGGCGCGCCGUGGAGCGCGAAGCCGGCGAGAUGAUCCAGGCAAUGCAAAGCAACCCUGAAGUGACGAGAAUCGUUGAGCAAACUGGGCGACUCGGAGUUGAUUUCUUCGCCGAGAUGCGAAGGCUCCUCACCAAUACGCUCGAGGAGUUUUUGCGCGCGGUUCUGAACCCGGCCACGGGCGCGGAUCAAGAGCAGUGGGCGGGCGGUGUGCGGGCAGUGUUUGUCCGCGCCGCAGGUAUCGCCACGGACCGUGCGCCGGUCUGGUUCGCUCAAGGGGUGGAGGGGCUUGUGAACGUCGCCCUUGUGGCCAUACGGGUUGUGAUGCAGCGGUUUGGCGCGGGCGGGAUCCACGAAAUGUUCACGCCCUUCCUCCGAAACAUGGUCCCUCACGCCCUCCGGGCCUUUCUUGCAGAAUACACGGCCCAACAUCGGCUGGACAGCGACGCUGCUUUUUUUCAGGAAAACACCGCGCCCACGGCAAGGGAAGAAACAGACGAGGAGGACGAUCUGUUAGACGAUUGCUUGGCCGAAUUCUGUGCCAAGGACGGCCCCACGGUGUCAGCUGCGGGGCCUGCGCCAGACGAGUUGCGCGACGCCGUGCAUGCCUUUGGCCGGAUUCCCGAGAGCGGGGCGGAGGACAUCGGCAGGCGCGCGCAGCGGUUCCGCUACGAGAAGCCGCCUGAGGAGACAGGCGAAAGCUCAACGAUGUGGAAGCACAUAUCAAAAAAAUAA
This is a messenger RNA of Trypanosoma grayi, 1869 nucleotides long. RefSeq names its product ubiquitin-like protein. The coding region runs from base 1 to 1869 and encodes 622 amino acids. Gene Ontology annotation, molecular function: polyubiquitin modification-dependent protein binding. NCBI's taxonomy places the organism in Eukaryota, Euglenozoa, Kinetoplastea, Trypanosomatida, Trypanosomatidae. Gene Ontology annotation, cellular component: cytosol. Gene Ontology annotation, biological process: ubiquitin-dependent protein catabolic process. The record is from RefSeq and is a predicted model, not a curated record. The transcript has a single exon.